Molecule: messenger RNA, 2843 nt
Organism: Frankliniella occidentalis (western flower thrips)
Lineage: Eukaryota; Metazoa; Arthropoda; Insecta; Thysanoptera; Thripidae
Product: X-linked retinitis pigmentosa GTPase regulator-like
Exons: 16
Coding region: 185-2299 (704 amino acids)
Source: RefSeq, a predicted model, not a curated record
AGGCCGGGCGCGGCUGGAGGGUGGACUCUGAGCGCGGCUCGCCGCGAGGCUACACGUGCGUCACAGGGGUCGGACGCGUCGGACUCAACUCCAGCGCGGCCCGCGCACGGCGCACGGCCACCACCGGCCUCCACUGGCGGCAGCCGGCGUCAGCCCGCCGCAGCCCGUCGGCACUAGCAGCAGCAUGGCCGGCGACUCCAACGCGGAGAUACCCGAGAGCGGGGCGGUGUUCACCUUCGGCCGCAGCCGCUUCGCCAACAACGCGGCCAGCCAUUUCUUCAUCCGCAACGACCCCGUCGUGGAGAUGAGCUGCGGAGACGAGCACACGGCCGUGGUCUGCCAAAAUGGGCGCGUGUUCGCGUUCGGCAACAACAGUUGGGGCCAGCUGGGACUGGGGCACAAGAACACCGCUACCAUGCCGAGCUGCGUGAAGAGUUUGAAGCCGGAGAAGGCCACUCACGUCGCUUGUGGGAAAUCACACACCAUAAUCAGCACAUUUUCAGGGAAGGUGUUCGCCUUCGGCAGCAACAUGGACUGCCAGCUCGGCGUGGGCGACACGGAGGAGCGGGUCAGCCCGGAGGAGGUGCCGGGGCUGUUCACGGGCGAGGACGGCGUGCGCAUGCUGGCGGCCGGCUGCCAACACUCGGCCGUGCUCACGGUUGACGGAGGUGUUUAUGUGUGGGGUAGUAACGCUGACGGGCAACUGGGGCUGGGAGACUCUGUUACAGUUGUAGAUACACCAAAACGUAUUGACAUUCCCCACACAAUAGCCUAUAUAAGCUGUGGUUACUACCACACCGCUCUAGUUACUGAGGAUGGAAAGCUUCUUAUGUGUGGAGAAGGAGAAAAUGGAAAACUAGGUCUGUCAAGAGAGAAUAGAAAUAUUUUUGUUCCAACUCCUGUCAAUAUUAAUGUACCCAUCAGGUCUGUGGCUUGCGGAGGAAAUCAUACAAUUGCUGUAUCAAUGGACGGUGACGUGUAUGGAUUUGGUUCAAAUUUAAGUGGCCAGUUGGGUCUUGGUAGAGAAGUUUUAUCUUUUUCUGUCCCUGAGUGUAUUGAAACAUUACUCGGGAAACAUGUUUGUGCUGCUGCUUGUGGUGAAAUUCAUUCAGCAUUUCUUACAGUGGAAGGUCAUAUGUAUGCUUGUGGAGAUGGUCGCCAUGGAAAAUUGUGUGUUGAUAUAGAAAAUGGAGAUGAUGGAACAGUUCAAUGUACGCCACAGUUUGUAUCAAGAUUUUCUCAAUACAGAGUGAAGCAGGUUGCCUGUGGCGGUUGCCAUACAAUGGUACAAGCAGUUCUUGAGGUUGAUGCUUCAAAAGGUGAUUCUGACAGACCAGUCAAUGGAGAUGUAUCACUAAGGUUGCAGAAUGCAGAGUCAAAUGAUAAUGAGAAGACUUCCGCUUUGCCUGAAGGACAAAAUCGAGUGCUUCCUCCUCUUCAAAAUGCACCUGCUCUCAAUGGUUUUCCAGAGAAAACAUCUAAGAGGGAAAUUGAUAUGCCCCAAAAUUUGGCAACCGAAACUGCAAUUGAAACAACUCAGUCAACUGUAGUCAGAGAAGCUCGGGAGGUGGCAGAGAAAGAAUACGGAAGAUCUGACCAAGGCUCACAAGCAAUGGAACAGAAUGUAGAAACCUCUCGGUUGAAUAAUGGUAACAGAUCACUUGAUGAUGAGGAGGAACAGCCUUUAACAUCUCAAAAAGACUUUGUGACUGUUGUAAAUGGUAACCAUAAAAUGUCAGCAGAUCAACAGAAUGCAGAACUGUCCAAUACUGAUGAGACUUUAGCAACAGAUAGCAGAAAUGAUUUAUUUUCUAAAUUUAAUCUUCGGGAUGCAAGUGAUCUCACAAAUGAUUACCAUGAUAGUUUGAAUGAAAGAGAUGAGGAAGAAGUUGAGGAGAACUCUGAUACACCAAGGACUGUAGAAGCAGAAAAUGACGAAGAAUACAUAAAAACUUUAGAGGGAAGAAGAUGUUCUGUGGAUGUAACACCAACUUUAACUGUAACUGGAACAGAUGGUGUUGACUUGGACAAUGAAGAGGUAACUGUAACAGGGGAAGAUAAAUCUAUAAGCAAGCCAAAUAUAAUGGCCAACAUUGACAAGGGAGAGGGGAAAAUGGCAAAAUUCUUCAAUGCUUUUCGUCGUAAAAAGUUAUCCGAGGAAAAUGUUUCUGUAAACAAAGCUUGGACCGAUGACAAUAGGAGAAUAUCAAGUGAAAACAAUCUCAAAAAUGGGAAAAGUUCUCAAUCUCAAAUCAAAUCUGGUCAGGUGCACAGGUCAAAGGCUUGUACAAUCCUGUGACAUUAUGACAUCUAUCAUCAGACAUUCAACUCACCUUAAUAACAUUCCAUUGUAAAGAUUUUUUUUAAUGAAAAAAAAAAAAUAAAAUUUAAAAUUUAAAACUCCAAUUGUGAAAUAUCUUUUGUAAGGUUUGAUUGUGAAUCCAAUCUGUUAAAAUACAUGUGUGUCUAAAAUACACACAGGCAAUUUUGUAACUUAGUAGAGUCUUAACUUAAGAAGUUACCUCUGAAUUGAUCACUCUGUUUUGUACUAUAACAUGCAGACUACAAAAUGAGACAGAUUGUAGACUAUGUAGACAUAGCCUGAGAAUCUUGGAUCUUGGGAAGUAUACAGAGGUUAUGAAGGAUACAUAAUUGCAGUUCUAUAUAAGUUUGUUUUGUUGGACUUCAGUCAAACCAUGUGUGCUCAGGUUUGAAUCCCGUAUUCCUGCUAUGCUCUGGUCUGUAAAACUACAAUAAAAGAGGUUCAAAAGGCAAAUGAAAGAGAUGCUUGAUGUGUGUUGUUGAAUGAUGUUUAAUACAAAUACGGUUAACCCAAGUAAGAA